UUUCUUUGCUUCCAAUCGGCUGCAAAUCGCGCUGAUCCCGAAACAACGAAACAACUGUCAUUGAUGCGCAUUGGGGAUCUUGUUGCUUGCUGUCAGUGAGCGGAUUGUCAACGAAAAAAUGGUGCAGAAGGGGAUGGUGUAAAAUCGUAUCUCAUCAUAAUUUAGCCAAUUUUGCACGGUCAGCUUGCGAGUCGACCAUAUUCCUAUGGUCUAUGUGAGUGUUCUCGUGUCCUUUUUGUAACCGAACGCAUCCGAGCUGAAAUGAGUUUGUUAACAUAGUUCCCAAGUGCUUCAACGACAGCUCGAACUUGAAGAACAGCAGCAGCAGCAACAGCAACGGUAGUAGUAGCAGUCUGUUUGCGCAAUAAAUUUCAAGCAUUUCGUAGCAAAAAGUGCAUGCAGCUCCCCAUCGACAACCGAUCGAUGAUGGCACAUAUCGAUUGGUGCCUAAAGACAGUGUCCAUGCGGAUGAUUUGAGCUUUGUUUGUACUUUAAACUUCUUGCUGAGCAUCCAUCGAUCGUCGCUCGGAUACGGCAAACACGAUCGUUCGACAACGUAAACAUCGCCGCCAGCUAGGUUGGCUGCAAACGUCACAUUCCGCAGCUAAACGCAGCUUCGCAAACGAAGAGACAAGUAAAUACUACCGCAAAAACCCCCAUAGAGCAGUUAUACGGGUUACAGAAUAUUCAGUGCGUACUAAAAUUGAAUGUAUCAACAUUGUUCCCGAAGACAUACUUUUGUCAAGAGGCUGCUAUCAUCAAGGUUGUAUCCUAAAUCCUGAAGAGAUACGAGUGUGAUAAUCAUAUCGUGGCUACAUAUGUGGUUUCUGUGCGAAUGAGCAUUAGAAAAAAAAAAUAGUCGACCAACUAGAUCCGAUAAAACAGACAACACCAUCCGUACACAGUGGGACGCGUUAAACCCGUCCUAAUUGCGUUACACGUGAAGUGAGAUUAUCAGCCGAAAGAAGGCAAAUCAGCAGCAAAGAAAUCCAUCAAGUGCCCCCGCACUUCAUCAUGCGUCGUGAAUAAUGUUCUAUCAUUGCAGCACCGUGUUGUGUUAUGUUUCGUAAGCCCACCUCCUCUGCAGGACCGCACAUAUCGUACAGACUCGUGACUCGUGCAUCCGUAUGGGUCGUACGGUGCAGAAGAAAGUAGUAGGACCACCAGCUGCAUUACAUAAGCCAUUCGUUGAACCGAGUCGAUCGGAGUACCGCGGACCAGCUCCGGGCACACCUGACACUUGCGUCCGCAAGGCACUAAACCAACGCGCCCGGAUGAAGCGGUGCUAAUAAUCAGCGACAGCGCGUACAUCUCAAGCAACGGUGUGUGCAUUAAGCGAUCUGGUCGGUAGGCGGGAAGAAUUAUUCAUCUGUCUUCGUCUGCGACCGUCUGUAUGCUGUACCGUGUGCCGAGACGUUAGUGACGGACGGUACUCUUCGACAACUGCAACAGCAUUGCAAGGGCUCACCAGCGUGGCCCCGACACUGCAGCGAUGAAAUGCGCUCACCUGCACAACAUCGUGCAGCUCUCGCUGGUGGAGUUGUGCAAGCUGAAAAAGGAUGAAUCGUGUACGGAUUGUGAAACCAAUGGACCAAACCUUUGGAUAUGUCUGCAGAAGAACUGUCUACAUAUAGGAUGUUCGGAACAGUACAAGGACCACAGCACCAUCCAUUUCCAGUCGAACCGCACGCACUGCAUCCAUAUGAACCUUUCCUCCCAGCGUGUCUGGUGUUACCUGUGUGAAUCCGAACUGUUCCUUACCAAGCAACCCCACCCGCACCAACAGCAGCAACAGCAGCAGCAACACCAUCACCAUUACCAUCAUCGGCGAACGUCAGUGGUGAGCAAUGAUUCGAGCGAUACGAGCCGCUACUCAUCCAUUAACAAUGAUAAGUUGAUCGUGCACGCGGACAAGCUAGUAUCGGGUGCUACAGCAACGUCCGGUUACGGUGGCACAACGACGGGUGAUUCCUGUGAUAGCAGCGGCGAAGAGGAUGACUUCGAACGGCACGGCAAGUGGAAUGGUUUGGUCGGGUUGCAAAAUCUGGCCAACACGUGCUACAUGAAUGCGGCCCUGCAAGCACUAAGCAACAGUCCACCACUGACCGGGUACUUUCUCGACUGUGGCGCUAUUCUCGAGACGGAUCUGCUCGGCGGUACGAAUCCGGCCAUCACGAAGCCCGGUUUGGCGAAACAUUAUCACAAACUGAUCCGUGAGAUGUGGUGCAAGAACCGUCGGUACGUCAUACCGAGUGGCAUACUGUGUGGGAUCCGGAUCGUACAUCCAAUGUUCCGGGGGUAUCAGCAGCACGAUACGCAGGAAUUUUUGCGCUGCUUUAUGGAUCAGUUGCACGAGGAACUGAAGGAGGUAACUGCUCCUCCGCCACCGGACGUGCUUUCGCGAGGGAUAGUCGAUGAGGUGGAGGAACAUUCCGAUGGACGUCCUUCGCCCUGUUCGUCACCGUCCCCUUCACAGUCCGAGGGAGAGUACGAAACGUGUGACAGUGGCGUAUCGGAACGGUCAAGCCUGUCCGACGAUCAACUGUCUCCGACCAAGCUGUCCGCCAGCAAACGUUUCCGUAAGUUGUCAUCCCGCUCGCCAAGCCCACCCGGAUCGACCGGCGACGGUCAGGUAAACCAAAGGCUUAUGGCGGUCGCACGAACUCGAACCUCUUCCAUCCGGCAACAGUCACCCGUGGGAAGCAAUCGUUCGAAUGUGAGUAGCGUUUCUGCUGCCAGUAUCACCGUUGGCACGUCGGGCAAUGCGGGAAAUGGGACCGGCGGUGGAGGUGGUAGCGGUGAUCCUUCGGACGGUGGUACUACAAAGGAAAAGUUACCCCAACGGUCGAUCAUCAGUGAUAUUUUCGAUGGCAAGCUGCUGUCGUCUGUGCAGUGUCUAACGUGCGAUCGUGUGUCGACGCGCGAGGAAACAUUCCAAGAUCUUUCGUUACCGAUUCCCGGCAAGGACCACCUGGCGGUGCUGCACCAAACACACCCAGGCAUGGGAUCGUCGGGUACGGGUUCGGGUGUUUCAUCCGUGUCGGUUGGCAGUGCCGGCAGUGGAUCGAGCGGCAGCGGUUUAGGGGCAGGAUCGAGUGGUGCAUCGAGUGCUAGCACGAGCAGUGGCAUAACGUGCUCGGAUGCCGUCUACCCGGUGAACGGUGACAGUUGGCUGUGGUGGUUCUGGAAUUCACCCUUCUGGAGCUGGGUACGUUCGUGGUUCUGGGGACCGGCCGUUACGUUGCACGACUGUAUGGCGGCCUUCUUCAGUGCGGACGAACUUAAGGGCGACAACAUGUACAGCUGCGAACGAUGCAACAAGCUGCGCAAUGGUGUAAAGUAUUCGCGCGUGCUUGCGUUGCCGGAGAUGCUUUGCGUGCAUCUGAAGCGUUUCCGGCACGAUCUUUCGUACAGUUCGAAAAUUUCUAGCCCAGUUCUGUUUCCGCUGUACGGUCUCGAUAUGAGACCGUACCUGCACAAAGACUGCCGUUCGGAGGUGACCACGUACGAUCUGUGUGCCGUCAUCUGUCACCAUGGUACGGUGGGCGGAGGACACUACACCAGUUUCGCGAAACACGACCCAACCGGCAAGUGGUUUGAGUUUGACGAUCAACUCGUCACGCAGGUAACGCCGGAACACGUGCAGAGCUGCGAAGCGUACGUACUGUUCUAUCGGAAAAACAACGCCAAAAUGGCCACGGUGCGGGCACAGGCGAGCAAUCUACUAACGAUGCAGGAGCAAGCAUCUGAUAUUCGAUUUUACGUAUCGCGCAACUGGCUGCAUCGCUUCAACACGUUUGCUGAACCGGGCCCGAUUGACAACUGGACGUUGCUGUGCCCGCACGGUGCAUUUCCACCGAACAAGGCGUCCCACUUCUCCAAGCUGGUCGUGCCAUUCCCGCAGGCCCUGUGGGACUUUUUGUACAAAAAAUUUGGCGGUGGACCUGUGUGCAAUCACAUCUUUCCAUGUCACAUUUGCAAGAAGGCUGCCGAAACGCUGUCCCGAAGGCAACAUUACGAGCUGGAAACGUUUACGGCUUACAAUGACGAUUUUCAGUUCAACGAUACACCGACUACGAUCUACGCGAUCUCGAUGGGCUGGUUCCGACAAUGGCAGCUGUUUGCCCGUGGGCUUACGACGGACGAUCCGGGACCGAUCCAGAACAAGUCAAUCGCCAUACAGGGCGAUACCAGUGUGCCGCUUCGAAAUGUCCGACCAUUCUCAGAUUAUGCACAGAUAAAUGCGAACCUGUGGCACUUUUUCCACGGCAUAUAUGGCGGUGGUCCGGAGAUUGUUUUGCAGGGCAAUCCGGUUCCACCUCCGGUAUCGCAUCAAAUGCCUCCACAGCAGGAAGAACAGACAAAGCAGCAACAACCGCUACCAAAGGUCUCUGAAUCCAUGGAUGUAUCGGAACAAGGAUACUCAGCAACGGAUUCGCGAUCGAGCACCGUACCUAAGCAAACGGAUCAAGAUUCAGCCAUUGAAGUGACCAUAACUGAACCACCACCACAGCCAUCACAACAGCAACAUUCGGUGUUGUCGAACGCAGUGAACGCGGCCAGCACAAGUACACGGCCCCAGAAAAGCGUCUCGUUUGAGGAUACUGAUGCGUACCACGAUGAGGAUAGCAGCGAUGGCGAGAUGGUUGAAGAGAAUGGGCAUAGCUCCACAAAGCAGCAAACAUUCGUUUUCUCAUCCGCGGCAGCCGGAAGUGCACACGCGUCCAAGAGAAAAUCACAAUCCAAGUCCGGCAUGGGCUUGUUGCGCCGUCAUGAGUCUGGUGUAAAAUCGACCGGCGGAACGGAACCACCGUCAACGGGUUUCAAGCGUAAACAGCAUGCAGUAAGCAGUGGAAGGAACCAUACGGAUCCCGUACCAACGUCGAUGAUGAAUGGCGAUUGUAGUGGAAACCCGGCCACGGUUGCAGUUUCGGCCGCUGUACACGGUGUAGAGCAUCUGGAAAUAGGCACCAAAAAGGAUCGACGACACAGGGGCAGCCUAAUGAAGGCGAACGGCUUCUUUGGCCCCGAAGGGAAAUAUCAAAGCUCAUCAAAUGAUUACUCGAAUGGCGGGGAUAGCAUCGGUGACGUUAAUCCGACAAUUACACGGACAGAAUCAUUAUCCUUUCAUACGACGUCGGGUUCCUCUACGGGUAUGAAUGGAGGGCACUCCAUUGCCAGCUCAUCCUCUGUCCCAUCGUUCGCCGGACAGUCGACCGAUAUGAUCACGAUGCCUGCCGAUUGGAGCAAAUCUACUGUGGACGAGAACACGUCACAACCGUACGCUACAGAUCACACGGGAACCAACAGUACAAACGUACACGAAUCGAACGAAUUACUGCAGGACGACAAUGACAGUAAAACUGGCAGCAGUUCGUUACCCUCGACAACUUCCAGUGCCAAAAUGUCGUCCCGCCAGAAGGGACAUCAUCGUCACGUGCCGAAUGCCCAGACUGUUUCCGACGCACUGACGUCCACAUCCGUGACGGAGACAAUUGCCGGCGGUGUAUCUUUCGGCCGGCGGAAGCUAAAGAUGAAGUACAUGAAAAAGUUGGCCGGUCGCAAGACGGGUAGUAGUGGCGGACGUGGACGCAAUGGAACGAUGGUUGACGGGGAUGGUGAGAUCGACGAUGGUGGUUCUUCGGUGAUACCGCUAACCAUUAAUGGCGUCGGUGAGCAUGUCGCGGGCGAUGGCGAAGGUGUGAAAUGAGAACGGUUGCGUCGUUUCCGCUUUCCCUCGCUACGAUGAAGCGUGGAAGGGCGGAACUGCUGAGGGUUUGAAACAGUGAAUUUGCAUUUCUUGUUAGCAGUAGCAGUGUUACGUUUUUAUUUUGGAUUCAUUUGUAGUUUUCUGGUUAGGUUUUUGCUUUUCGGUUUUUGGUGGAAGAAGAAUGUCCCUGGUGUUUGCUUAUCGUGAAAUGAUUCCAUUUUAUUCAUUCAUCGUAUACUGCCCGCUCUGUUUACGAAUGUUAGAUUAAUCGUUUUACUCUUAAAUUUUUCGGGUGGGCUUAGCUAUGAAGGUGCUUAAACGAUAAGUAAGCAGAAAGGAAUUGUUUGGAUAUCCAUAUUUAUUUCAACAACCAUUUAUGUUCUCGGACGAUUUAGAGACAAGGGAUUAUAUGUUUAACAAGAAUACCUUCAAAGUUAGAUAGCAUACCGUGUGUAUGCGCAUUAGUAUCGUAGUAAUUUUGCGCCGUUUCUGUUUUGGUUGUAAGCUAUUUUGUAUUACCCAAUUGUUUCUUACUAUCUCUAUGGUCCGUUUCGCUUGUUGUGUUUUGUGGUCCAAAGGAAUAAUGUUAACGGUUAGAAGAAUUCCAUCGCGGACUAGCAAACCGUGUGCAAAGACCAUUUCUUGUGUGGAACAAAAAAUUGAAACCAAAAAACAAAGGAUGAAACACAUCAACUGCAACAAAAAGAAAAAAUAUUCAAAAGCAAUUAGUGAUGCACAUAUUAACAGUAAUACACCUGGUCGCGCAGCACCUCACCGUAAUUUGGUGAGAUGAUGUGCAGAUGAAACAAAAAGCAAAGGUUAUAUUUAAACAAAUAGCGUAACUCAGUCCUUUCUUUUUGAGGCACAGUCCACUGCCGGCUGUCUUUGGCUAAGGGAAUUUCUGGAAAAGCCCCUUCAAAACCGUUUCGAUUCCGGUGCUUGAUAGGUUGUAGAGAAUCGACAAAAAACACAUCCAGCGUAUGCUGCAUGGGUGGAUAAGAGCGAAAAUUCAAUGCCAAAAUGACUGGGCAGAAGAGCAUAAACGUUUAGAUGUUGUAUUAGUUUAAACUUUGUGAUUAAAAAAUGUUCUUUUUUUGUGAAGAAAACAAAAGCGAUUCGAAUGUUCUACUUCAACAUUUGGCGGCACGCCAAGAGCACGUUUGUAUGUUCUUAUUCGGGUGAUUAAGGUCUAGGAAGUGAUACGCAUUUCUGGGAUGGUAUUUCUGUAAACUAUGGUUGAGGUUAACGUUUAGUGCGCAUAGAUUAAGCGAAGCACGCGUUCCAAUGGUCGAACCGGUACGUGGUUAGUGCAGCAAAUUCGCGGUAAGAUUAAAUGGGUUAGAGGCAAUUUGCUGCCGGCUGAGAGCCGUGUUAAUGCUGUUAGCGUUUUGGGUUCGAAUCGCAUGCACUUAUUGAUAUGAAUAAAACAGCUACAAACUACAAAGUUUACCAAUUCCAAAGAAAACUUAAAA
This is a messenger RNA of Anopheles funestus (African malaria mosquito), 7182 nucleotides long. It is a transcript of the gene Usp20-33, whose product is annotated as ubiquitin carboxyl-terminal hydrolase 20. Lineage: Eukaryota; Metazoa; Arthropoda; Insecta; Diptera; Culicidae. Gene Ontology annotation, biological process: protein deubiquitination. The transcript is spliced from 6 exons. The record is from RefSeq and is a predicted model, not a curated record. Gene Ontology annotation, molecular function: zinc ion binding; cysteine-type deubiquitinase activity. Bases 1493 to 5710 code for a protein of 1405 amino acids.